This is a messenger RNA of Neltuma alba, 1546 nucleotides long. RefSeq names its product chaperone protein dnaJ 10. The record is from RefSeq and is a predicted model, not a curated record. The transcript is spliced from 10 exons. Bases 165 to 1187 code for a protein of 340 amino acids. NCBI's taxonomy places the organism in Eukaryota, Viridiplantae, Streptophyta, Magnoliopsida, Fabales, Fabaceae.
AUCUCGUUCCGUCGUUUGUCUACCCGCUGCUUUGUAAUUUGCUUGAACACAAACAAAGAGAGAAUUAUCACCAUCUCCACCAGGAGCUUUGCGUUCAGUGUGAUUUGCUCUCCCUCUUCGCUAUAAUCGACCUGUGAAUCGCGAUUCAAAUAUCAAAUCAAGCUAUGGUGAAAGACACCACAUACUACGACGUAUUAGGCGUUAAGGUUGACGCAUCCCCUGCAGAGAUCAAGAAGGCCUACUACGUGAAGGCAAGGGUAGUACAUCCAGAUAAAAAUCCUGGAGAUCCUAAGGCUGCAGAAAAUUUUCAGGUACUUGGUGAGGCUUACCAGGUUUUGAGUGAUCCUGAGAAGCGUGAAGCAUAUGAUAAGAAUGGAAAGGCAGGAGUGCCACAAGAUUGCAUGAUUGAUCCUGCAGCUGUAUUUGGAAUGCUUUUUGGAAGUGAGUAUUUUGAAGAAUAUGUUGGAGAACUUGCACUGGCUUCUCUGGCAUCUAUAGAAGUUGAGGAAGACACACAUGAUCCUGAAACUCGUAGGCAAAUAAUUCAAGAAAAGAUGAAAAAAUGGCAGAAGGAAAGGGAAGAAAAGCUCAUUGCAACUUUGAAAGAUCGCCUGCAACCAUUUGUCGAUGGUCAAGUAGAUGAGUUCACAAAAUGGGCAAAUUCAGAAGCACGCCGUCUUUCUCAAGCUGCUUUUGGCGAGGCCAUGCUGCAUACAAUUGGCUAUAUCUACACACGAAAGGCUGCAAAAGAGCUGGGAAAGGACAUGAGGUAUAUGAAAGUCCCUUUUUUGGCAGAGUGGGUUAGAGGUAAAGGACAUAUGAUAAAGUCACAAGUGAUGGCAGCUUCAGGCGCCGUGUCCUUAAUUCAAAUACAAGAUGAGCUGAAGAAGAAGCUAGAUGAUGGAGAAAACAAAGAAGAAAAUAUACUAAAAGCUAUGGAAGAUAAGAAGGAUGCUAUGAUUAAUUCCCUUUGGCAGAUCAAUGUGGUUGAUAUCGAAACAACUCUGUCACAUGUUUGCCAGGCUGUUCUUAAAGAUCCUAGCGUGUCCAGAGACGUGUUGAAACAACGGGCUAAAGCCUUGAAGAAGUUAGGAGCUGUCUUCCAAGGUGCUAAGGCUCCUUACAGUAGAGAAAACAGUCUCCGCCAUGAAAGUGCCGGAACUGGAGAUGCAGGUUCAUCAUCAUAGUCACUUUGGUGCUUUGUGGAGAUAAUGGGAAUGGUGCUUCAUGUUCAUUGUGUUCAAUAUAGUGUUUUGUGUUGAGUUGAUUUAUUUCUUACGCUAUUAGUAUAUGUGCAUGGCAUGUAAAUUUUUUUCUUUUUUGGGUCAUCACAGUCCUGUAUCAGAGUUUGUUGGAUUUAUUUAGUUCCUGAGCGGUCGCGGGGGAGCCUGGUAUGCGAUUUGACUUGUAGAUUGGACUAGAAUUAAGUGUCGUUUUAUUUUUAGGGUUACACUAGAUGUGGGCCCCGUGCAUUGUAUGAAGCCUAAGGUAAAUAAUAGUGAGACUCUUUUUGAAUAUUUUAUAUAUGUUGGUAUUGAUAUUCUUA